Messenger RNA from Cannabis sativa, 3618 nucleotides. Its product is annotated as putative disease resistance RPP13-like protein 1. The transcript has 4 exons. The record is from RefSeq and is a predicted model, not a curated record. NCBI's taxonomy places the organism in Eukaryota, Viridiplantae, Streptophyta, Magnoliopsida, Rosales, Cannabaceae. Gene Ontology annotation, biological process: defense response to other organism. The coding region runs from base 1 to 3618 and encodes 1205 amino acids. Gene Ontology annotation, molecular function: ADP binding; protein binding.
AUGGCUGAAGCUUUUCUCACUGUGUUGUUUGACAAGCUAUUUGAAAGUUUAGACUCUCCAGAGUUUGCCAACUUCUUCCAGGAAAAAAAAUCAAUUUGUGAGCAACUGAGGGAGUUGAACCUUAAGCUAAAGGCAGCUAGUCUACUGGUAAAUGAUGCCGAAGAGAGGCAACUCAAGGAGCCGGGUGUGAAGGAAUGGUUGGAUGAUCUUAAUCAUGUAGUUUACAGAGCACAAGACAUGGUGGACCAUGUUGACUAUCAACUCCUAUCCAACAGCCUUGGACAUGAAUCUAAUAGUACUGAUACAACUACUGUGCUUAUGAAAAUGAAAUUCUUCUUCUCUUCUUUGACUGAAUUCGACAGAGCUAUUCAAGCGGAGAUAGCUAAAAUCUUGGUUGAUAUAAACCUUCUUUUACAGAAAAGAAUUCUCCUGGGUUUGAAAGAAGAUAUUCAAAGCACUAUCUCUUCACAAAGAUCAGUUGUUUCACUGAGAAAACAACACCGAGUUCAGGUACAUGGAAGAGAUGAUGAUAAAGAUAAGAUAAUGGAGUGGUUGACAAAAAACGAAACAUUAGGUAGUGAUAAGAUUGGUGUGCUUCCAAUAGUUGGCACAGGUGGACUUGGCAAGACUACUCUUGCUCAGCUCGUUUACAGUAAUACAAAACUAAAGAAACAUGGUUUCGAGCUUAAACUAUGGGCUACUUUAUCGGCUGAGUUUGAUAUUAAAAGAACAAUGAAGAUUAUUUUGCAGGCUGCUACCGAUUCCCAUAUCACUACUGAUGUUUCAGUUAAGGAACUUCGACGUAGACUAAAAGAAGCCUUGAGAGCCAAGAAAUUUCUCAUUGUUCUUGACAAUGUGUGGGAUGAAAAUGAAGACAACUGGGAUGCCCUGAAGCUCAUCUUCACAUCUGGUGCCCGUGAAAGCAGGAUUAUUGUGACCACACGCAGCCAGCAAGUGGCCAAAAUUGUAGGCACGGGGAAAAUUUAUGAACUAUCACAAGUAUCUCCUAGUCAUUGCUGGAAAAUAUUUAUGGAUCAUGCCUUCAAUGGAGAUUGGGAAGCAAAUAAACAUUUGGAAGAAAUUGGAAGAAGGAUUGUAGUUGAGAAAUGCAAGGGCCUCCCAUUAGCUGUGAUAUCUGUUGGUGGUCUUCUAAAAUUCGAAAACAAUCCAAUCAAAUGGGAGGAGAUCUUAAGGAGUCAUGUUUGGGAAUGGUGUGAAAGCCAGAACAAUAAUAUAGUUCCAUGGUUAUGGUUGAGUUAUCGUUAUCUUCCUUCAUAUUUGAAACAAUGUUUUGCUUACUGCUCUAUGUUUCCAAGGAAUCAUGAAUUUGAGAGGGAAAGAAUGAUCUUAUUAUGGAUGGCAGAAGGGUUUUUGGAAGAUAACCAAUUAGAGAAGACACCAGAAGAAAUUGGAGAAGAAUAUUUUGACAAUCUAGUUUCGAGGUCAUUGUUUCAAAGAUUGAGUAGAUAUGACUCCAAAUUUAUCCUGCAUGAUUUGGUUCAUGACUUAGCUAUGUUUGUCUCAGGAGAAUUCUGUAUGGCAGCAGAGGACAAUAAUAAUUUAAGGAAUCUUUCAAAUAAGACUCGCCAUUUAUCGCACACAACAACACCUGUUACUGACUGUGACUCGGUUAGGGAAGGACUAUCAAGAGCACAGAAUUUGCAUACUUGGAUAGAACUGAGUACAGCAUGUGAGAAUAAGAUAACUGUAGAAUUUUUUGUAGAAAGAAAAUUCUUAAGAGUACUAUCUCUGCAUAGUUUUUCUGUGUCAUUUGUGUUGCCAGAUUCAAUCAAUAAACUUAAACAUCUUAGGUAUCUAGACUUAUCUCAAAAUAUUAUAAUAGAGAUACCUUCUUCUAUCUGCAUGCUAUACAAUUUGCAGACACUGCUAUUGUCAUGUUGCAGAAACCUUAGAAGAUUGCCAAAGGACAUGGAAAGGCUAAUAAACUUGCGCCAUCUUGAUACUAUUGGCUCGCCACUAGACGAAAUGCCUCCACAAAUGGGAAAUUUGAAGAAGUUGCAUACAUUACCUGAAUUUGUUUUAGGUAAAGGACAUGACAAUGCUUCAACCAUUAAAGAGUUGGGAGAGCUUCAACAGUUAAGUGGAGAGCUUUAUAUUACAGGUAUGCAAAAUGUAGCUAAUGUAAAUGAUGCUCUUAAAGCUAAUUUGAGGUAUAAGGAGAAACUUACAGGUCUAACCUUUCAAUGGCUGGGUGAGACCACAAACACAAGACUAGAAACAGAGGUACUUGAGGCACUGCAACCUCACACAAACUUGAAGAAACUCAUAAUUUAUUCGUAUGCCGGUUUUAGUUUCCCUAAUUGGAUUGGAGAUUCAUCAUUUUCAAAUGUAGUGUCAAUUCAUCUGAGUCAUAAUAAACAUUGUUGGUCCUUGCCAUCAUUGGGGCAGUUACCUUCACUUCAAAAGCUUGAGAUCCAAAGCUAUCAUGGGGUGGAGACAAUAGGCGCUGAGUUUUAUUAUGGCAAUUAUCCGUCCAAUAAUAUUACUCCAUUCCAAUCACUAGAAACUUUGAUAUUACAUGACAUGUCAGGAUGGAAGGAGUGGUCCACUAUUGGGAGUGAUGAUAGAGAUGGUGGCAUGCUCAAACUUUUCCCUUCUCUGAAAGAGCUUAGUUUGAAUGGUUGCCCAAACCUGAGUGGGAGCUUUCCUGAUCUUGACACAUUAGAAAUUCUCCAUAUUUCAGGUAUAUAUGGUUGUUAUUUUCCAGAACCUCGAUCAUAUACAUGUCCCAACCAGUUGUUGUGCAAGAAACUGGAGUUCCCGAGGAGAAAUUGUUGUGUUUCUAUUACAGAGUUGAUAAUUCAGUUUGGCGACUCAGUUAAGUCAUUCCCUUUAGAUUACUUCCCAAGUCUGAAGAAGCUGAUCUUUUUCGAUUGUUCAAGCUUAGAAUCGCUUACCUUUUCAAAAGAAAAUGGCAUUUCAGAACUCCGUUCACUCAUGGUUUUGGAAUUCCACCAUUGUAGAAAUGUCAUGGCAUUGCCUCAACACAUGCAAAAGCUUCUUCCAUCUCUUGCUACAUUAAGAAUCUACCAAUGUCAAGAUAUUAAGCUAUUUCCUCAUGAAGGAUUUCCAUCUACUCUAAAAGAGCUUCAUCUCUGCAAUUGCAGCCAACUGGUGGCACAACACAAGCACUGGGGUCUGCAAGGACUAAACUUUCUCAAAAAACUAAGUAUUGAUGGAUAUGAUGGUGAAAUAGUGCUUGAUUCAUUUCCAGAGGGAUUGCUUCCCAUCUCUUUAACUGAACUGUCACUAAAUUAUAUUCCAACCUUACAAAAGCUAAAUGACAAUGCCUUUCAACCCCUAGCAUCUCUUCAUAAGUUGUCACUCCAAAGUUGCAAGAAUCUGCAAGUUCUGCCAGAGCAAGUGGUCUCGAGCACAUCUCUACGCUCUUUGUUCAUCAAUGGAUGUCCUAUCCUUGAAAAUAGGUACCGACCAAGAAGACUAACUAGCUUCCAUAUUGUAGUGCAUAUUACAGGACUGAAGAAGAUGAUAUAUGAGGACUGCUCAGAGAAGGGAAAGAGACCAUCUCAUUUCAUUCUACGCACAACAAACUCCUUACAAGAGUUAGAUGUAGUAAUAAUAGUAUAUGCUCAUUAG